Messenger RNA from Chaetomium fimeti, 1164 nucleotides. RefSeq lists its product as uncharacterized. NCBI's taxonomy places the organism in Eukaryota, Fungi, Ascomycota, Sordariomycetes, Sordariales, Chaetomiaceae. The record is from RefSeq and is a predicted model, not a curated record. The coding region runs from base 178 to 882 and encodes 234 amino acids. The transcript has 2 exons.
CGAACCAUCAAACUGGAGCGUCGACAUAUUGAAGCCAUUGGUCGGCUGCGCAUCGCUCGGACGAUUGGAAUUGAGUGCGGCGAACAGCAGGUUCUGUUGCUGCGGAGUUAGGACGAGGCCCUGCAGCGGGUUCUGCGACGACGUCAUUUCGGCUGACUCGCUGGACCGCGCUCGAUUAUGAAAGGAAAAGGGUGCUCGUGUUGCGGGAUGAUGUUCAGGAUAGCGCUGUGGCAGGACAAUGUGCACUGGCCGACAACCCUAAAGGAAGAGGUGUUGUAUCGGACGAAACGCUUAAAGGGCGCGGAUGACAAGCAGAAGCGGCGCUGGGGUACUAAGUCCGAGCCCCAGACCGGAGACGAGGCGGGGUAUCGGACGUUGGACAAAGGCACCAAAAGAGAAGCCGACGACGUCAGAGUGUGUUCAAUAUUUCUGGAAGCGGGAUAUUGUGCAAGGAAAGACUGCAGGCUUGCAAAAUGUCAAGCCAGCGGGGGGGAAUCAAGGCGAAGUUGCCUCAGGCCAAGAAGUUUAGGUCGAGUAGAAGGUCGGAGGUGGCGAUGGAACAGCGGCGUGGUGGAGAUGGGGAAAAGUCGUGGCUUUUUCCCAGCCCCUGGCUGCCUUGGGUUUGCACCUGACCCCAGCUGUUCGCCCCGAGGAGGAGGCGGGCGGACGAAGGGUCAGACCGAACGGCAGAUGGAUUUGUUGGAGGGGUGGGCGAUUGCUGCCACGAAUUUGUCAGCGUUCAUGGAAGGCUUGGGAAUUGGUCCCUGUCCGUGCGCAGCGAAUGGAUAUCUGCCCCACAAGACCGGAGCCAGCCGUGCCUUCAAGAUACAACUGAUUCCAGCCAACUGCCACAACUGCGAGUCUGUCGUUACUCAUUUGUAACUCUUUUGAGUUUCACGAAGGGAACCGAAGAGAAGAUGCUGAAAAAGUGCUCAACCAUGUACAUACCUACCAGCGACGCCGAAUAUCUUCAAGCGUACCGCCCUUUAUAUCCGACGCUGAGUCAGACCAAAGAUCGCCGAGUUACACAGGAACUGGUUAGGCUGCGUGGCUCCUCGGGGAGCCGGGAGUGUCGGGGUGUCCUUGGUAUCAGCACGUGGGAUCCGUUCUUGUCACUUGCCUGUAUUCGGGAGCGAAGAGUUAUGGAUGCACAUGGUAGUUCCG